Owenia fusiformis is the source of this 505-nucleotide messenger RNA. The record is from the annotation of a GenBank genome assembly. Lineage: Eukaryota; Metazoa; Annelida; Polychaeta; Sabellida; Oweniidae.
GGACCUGCUGAUGGAAUUUUGUUUAGCUGAUGCGCACGUGUUUAUCAUGUCAUGGAUAGUGAAGCUACAAUUCAAGGAACUUUAAGAUACAUGUAGGGAGGAUUGAUUGAUUUUCAAAGCAUUGUUUCAGGGACAGAAGGGCCAAAAUAACAUGGACACAAAAAGUACAAGUCUGGUAGUCCACGUCAAUGGACAAAAGAUUGUAAAGGAAAAUGCAAAACCAGAGACAACUCUAUUGCAGUUCCUCAGACGGGAAUUAUGCCUGACUGGUACAAAGUUGGCUUGCGGAGAUGGUGGAUGUGGGUCUUGCACGGUGAUGAUCUCUAGCUACAAUCCCAGCAGCAAACAAAUAAGGCACCUCAGUGUGAAUGCCUGCCAAAUGCCUUUAGUAGCUGCGCAUGGUUUAUCUGUUACUACUGUUGAAGGGAUAGGUAGUACAAAAACUAAACUCCAUCCUGUGCAGGUAUGUAUCCUGAUAGCAUUGCGCAAGUGUAAGUGAACUCGC